This is a messenger RNA of Saxophila tyrrhenica, 1554 nucleotides long. RefSeq lists its product as uncharacterized. Gene Ontology annotation, molecular function: single-stranded DNA binding; single-stranded DNA 3'-5' DNA exonuclease activity. The coding region runs from base 1 to 1554 and encodes 517 amino acids. NCBI's taxonomy places the organism in Eukaryota, Fungi, Ascomycota, Dothideomycetes, Mycosphaerellales, Extremaceae. The record is from RefSeq and is a predicted model, not a curated record. Gene Ontology annotation, biological process: resolution of meiotic recombination intermediates. The transcript has 5 exons.
AUGGCAAAGUCGAAGGGCCCAAGCAGAGGCGAUGCCUCCAUCCAGGCCUUCUUCCCACCAACUCCCAGUCCCUCACCCACCAAAGCACCGACACCUGCACAAUCAAGCUCUGAAGCACCUAUCGGCGACGGCUUCACCACCGAAGAGGUGCAAGAAGCGUUGAAGCCAAAGCCUGCGGAGCCCUGGCAACCUCAGGUCGAGUAUACCGAGUUCGAGAUUCGGGAUCUGGAGCCAGGCCCGAAGACCGUCGCGUUUAUGGGACGAGUGGCGAACAUCUAUGAUGUGGUCAAUACACCAAAGACUCCAAGGUCUGCGAAGGGGUGCCUGAAGUUGUAUGUCAAGGAUGACAAGGGUGCCAUCAUCGUUCGCCUGUGGUAUGCCAGUCAACCGCCGAAUCUGCGCCUGGGCUCGCUCGUGUCCAUAUGGACGAAUCAUAUUAGCAAUGGCGAGAAUGGGACGCUGUCAAGCGCCAGUGCGCCAUUGUUCGCUUCACUCUUUCCAGAACGAGAUCGAACUUGCCAUCUCAUGGUGCAUGAGAAUAGCGACAACGGGACCAUGUACAGGCUGCCUCUUGGUUACCGCCGAGGAGCUCCACUCAGUGGUGUAAUGACACUGCAGAACUUCGUCGACGGAGGCUACGAGAUUGUCGAUGCGAAGAUACUGGUCGUCGUGAAGAGUAUCGGCCAGAGGAAGAGAUUCACCCGUAAAGACGAAAGCACGGUGGAGAACGUUAAUCUGCAAGUGCAAGACGACACUGCGGAUGCUACUCUCGGGCUAUGGGGCAGCUCGGCUGCAGCACCGUUCGGUUUGCCAUUCGCCAACGAAGUGAACCCAGACGCCGUGAUCGCGAGGGAGCCGUGGAAACCUGGCGAGACGAUACUGCUGUUGCAAGGGCCGGGAUGGAAGCUGGGUCGCACUCUCUACCUAAGCAUAACGUCCACCACCAUCGUGGACGUCGACCCAAACAUCCCCGACGCAAAAUGGCUCCGCAAAUGGUCGUUACGUCAAAGAAGCCGCGAGGCAGUCAACCCACCUUUCCCAGAAGAUGCCUUCGACCUCUACGCAAUCCAGAACGGGCCAGUACGUUGCCUCUUCACCAUCGCAGAACUAGACGAGUUCGCACGCGCUGCGCCGGCGGAGACCUUUCAAGGCUACCUCAGCCUCCUGAUCAUGGAAGUCAAGCUAUUGGACUGCUUCAAGCGGCAGAUGCUGCUUAGCGGUGAUUGCUGCAAUAUGUCCAUCUACGCCAAUGCAGUGACGGCAAAGUGUAAAGGCUGUAAGAAGGUUGUCAAGUUGCGCCUCAGCCCAAGAAUACUGGGACAGGUACUCGAUGAGACAGCGGCGAUCUCUGGAAGCAAGCUGCUCUUCAGCGACAGCGCGUGGCGAGACUUGCUCGGCAGAGGACCGGAGGACCUUCUAAAGUUGACUGUCGAGCAGAUGAAGUAUCUUUCUGAUCGGCUGCUGUUCUGUCGCAUUACGGUGAUGUUUGGCUGGGCUGGGGAUGAGAGCAAGGCUGGUGGAAGGAUAUGCGUGCUUGGUGUGCGCACUCCGUGA